AGGCUGCCCCGUCUAGGUAUGGCCGAAGCUCUUUCCCCUCUUAAAAAUGCAUUUCUAUUUGACGAACCAUCCGAAAUCUUCAUUCAGAUUCAGAGUCUUGGGAUGUAUGGUCUAUAUACACGGAUGCAUAGGACGCAUCCAGAAUGAACGAUCUUCGGAUGUGUCUAUGUAUAAGGAUCAUGGAUUUUCUUCAAUAGGACGAGCAUCUCUAACAGAAGUCGCGCGAUCAUGGUCGUGAGAAGACGUCCUCCAACAAAGAACGUCCUGAAACUCGUGUGGGUACUCUUCUAACUUUUCUUGCUUUUCCAAAAAGUUUUUUUAGACAUGCAUCGUCUAGAGUUCUUUUCUAGAUGAUCUACAUCUUUCUAGUUCUAGAGUCAUCUCUACUAGAGACAUGGAAUCUGUUGAAAAAGUCAUUUUCAUAUUACCAUUUACGGAAGAAUCGGGGGUAGUACUAGUAACUAAACCCGAACGAAAACAACCAGGACGAGGAGAGGAAGACAAGCCUCAGACGUGUGAGGAGCUUUGGAAUAAUCGCAAGUUGGCCUGCAAGACGAGCAUGAUCAAUGCCGAAUGGGUAAUUAUUUUUUAUAGUAGAAACUAAAUUCAUAUCACUGAGGUGGCGAUAGAGCACAUACUUAUAAUAUAUGAUAUCAAGGAGCUGAUGUUGCAUGCCAGGGCUGUGUCCGAGGGAAUGCAGAAUCAUGGAUAUCAUGAUGGAGCACCAUCGUCACAAGUGUAAGGGACAGGACACAAGUUUUGGUCAUCAUGAAGUACGAUAUCAAACGGUCGUAUGGGCAUGAAACCACUACGAAUGCGCCAUAGUUAAGAGGCGCGAUCAUGUAGGAACGCGGCCAAGCCGGUUCCUUAGUCUGAGACGACUACGAUCUAGAUCAUCUACGAACAAAUGGUGGCAAGGGCCUUUUGGUGUCAUUUGGAUCGGCUUCAUGGAUCGUUGAUCGGCUGAUUCAUUUGUGCGACUGCUUGAUAACAUAAGUGGAGGAUCAAUGUAGAGAAAAGUCAAGGUAGAGGUGAUACUGCGAACUUGGCAGUGUCUGUCUCGUUGCUGGGCUGUUAUAGUCUAAUAAAUACUUAAGUAUCGAUUUUAAAUUUGAUGCAUUCAUCGAGGAGACGGUGUGGCUUGACAUCCUUAUCUGAAGACUACAUUGAUUUUUGAGACACCUCAUCUAGAAGCACUCUUUAAUUUAGGUACUACUCUCGUGGUUGUCGUAUUCACAGGUUUUCACUAGUAUUCGACAGGUAUUCACGACAGUGAAUCUGAACUACCGUUACUGGAAUAAUAGUUCACUAUUCGGUAACCUGAUUUCGAGCUCACGUAGGGUGCUACUCUUCUUGCUUUUCCGUGUGAUCAAAAUCAGGUUCUUACCAAAUUCCAGAACCAUUCAGUUUGUUAUAUCUUUUUCCCAACCUUCUAGGUGUACUUAGGGAAGCACCAGGCGUUCUUGAUUUAUCGUUUUUUUUUUCAACCUACGUGGACUUAGGUAUUAUGCAGCUUGUUGUUCAAUCAACCUAUACCUAGGUGUACUUACGGUUACGUAACAAUCAAUCAAUCAAUCAAUCAAGUUCUAGGUGUGCUUAAGUAUCGUGCUUCUUAAUUUAUCGCUUUUUAGGUGGUUCCUUCCCGCGAAGCAGUUACGAAAAGUUUCAAGGACAAGGGGGACAUGGAUUUGCUGGCCGAUCGUACGCUCGAUUUCAUAAGAGACAACGUAUGUUGUCCCGCUUAAGGCAUAACUGUAGAAGCGUUUUUGCUAAUAUACUUACCUACAACAGGGGAAGACGAAUAACAUCACGAACAUAUCACUUACUAGUAUUUGAUAUUGAUGUCGACGAGUCAACAUAUGAAUACGUUCGUUGACAACGACCGUGGUAUUCAAACUUGACUCGUCGUGAUUGGCCACUUAGUAAUUUAGCUAGGAUGCACUACACACUACAUUUUUGUCCUCUAAUAGCAUGUGAGGACGCAUGUUCCAGUUCCUCCAGUAUGUGACAAAUGUUCUCGCUGUUUAUUGCUAUCAUAUUUUUCCAUGCUAUUAUAUUUCUCAAUGCUAUAACACUGAAACGACCUGCGCGAAGGUGGUAAAGAAAUGGAACAAACAUUUUUUACCCAGAGGAAAAGGGAUUUGCAAGGGGCGUUCCGAUCCGCCUGUUGAGCUGGAGGUACAACAAGUUACUGCAUACCGUUGUAUAUGUACUAAUAAAUAAUGUGUAGUGCACGGAUUUUAAGUAAGUAGGCUACUCGGAAUCGGAUGAAGUUAUUUUUAAGAGGGUGAGGUGUUUGUCGUGUGAGUGAAUGAAUUGAUAAUUCUUUUUUUGAUACUGAUUCCACAACUCUCGUCUGACAAUAGGGUUAGGGUAGUGGAAGAAAAAACAAACAUUAGCAUGGUGUUAAAAGGAAGGUGACGAGGUGGGGAAGGUGACAGGAACAGUUUGGAUUUUGGUUUUUUGACUAUUCGAAAACUCAAAAUACCCGAGUUACUGACUGAAAUAAGGGAGGUAGCUUAACGCCAAGGCUACUCUUCCUUCUCAUCAGUAUCUCGGUUAUUCUGAUCAGUUACUUGCUUUUUUCACUAGGAGCGUCUUUGAUAAUUAUAGUGUCUUCGCAGAUAAGUCCAAGAAGAAGCACAGUGCAAGGGAUAAAACGAAAACAACCUGGAUCCACAACCGCCUGCAGUAUAGGCACAAUCAUCAUCAGCAUCAUCAUCGUCGGGCCUUUCAUCUAAUAUAUUGACUAUUUUCUUGCUCAGGUGCGUGAAAACUGGUCUAAGAGGAUUCUUGAAACGUACAACAAGCGGGGCCCGAGUGGGCUCUUCGCUUAUGUCGCGGAUGCCUGCUGUGGAGGUUUAAGGCUUCCCCUAAUCCAUGUCGUCUAUAGAAGGGUCCACCCCUCAAGAACAGCUACACCAUGCCUCCUAAGAUAAGAUGAGACGAGAUACUGAGGCCUAGGCUAUUCUUGAGGGAUUUCCUCCCACAGGGAUGAAUUGGGGAGAGGUCUAAUAAGUCAUAUACGGAACACGAAUAGACCAUCACAUCACGAGAUGCUGUGCAAGGAUGCGGUGCGGGACUGGAUAGAGUACAGCAGCAAAAAAAUUAAGGGUUCCCACAUUACAUCCUUUUCCUUCACCAACAUCCUUGGCCUCUUCUCCAAUAGGAGAGAAGUCAAGGAAUGUAAUUCUGUAACCUCUAAAGAUCAAGAUGUGUCGCAAGAAGUCGCUACUUUCUGCGAGGAGAACUCCGUUCGAUCUUCUGCAACCGACAAGCCGCUCCUUCCCAAUUUGGCUCCAAGUCCAACCACGGUAGUAAAAAUGCGCUCGGCUACUUGUGUAUUGUAAUUUCUUUGAUAAUGUGGAGAAUCAAGAAGGCACAGAAUAAGGCUGGCGAGGUCAACAAAAUACUCUGCAGCAGCAAGGCCGAGGCAAAGCUGAAGGCCAAGGCUUUGAACUCGUUCGCUUGCCCGGUAGUUGCUUGGGGGGCUGAGACUUGGGCACCAAGACCAGCGCAGAACCAACCAGGGGGGGGCGCUGCGCUGGGAACCUUCUGGAAUAGGAGGCUGCGGCUGUGCCUGGGGAUCACGAAAAGAGAGAGGAGGACAACCGAAAGCACCCCGGCACAGCUGGGCCCAAAAGUGACUAUCGACGAGACUGCGGGCGAGGGCUCUGCGGCUGAGAUACCUGGGCCAUUUGGUAAGACAUCAAGCGGAGCGAUUGGUGGGCAGGAUGAUAAGCGCGAAACACGCAGAAAAUUCAACUAGACCAUGUAGAUGAAGAGGCCGACAGAAGGAAACGCGGAGAGACAGGACCUCAGGAGAGCUGGCGGCGAAGCAGCGGAGCGCCCUCACAGCUUCCACAUCAGCGAAAUUCGUAGAACUCAAAGAAGAUUCAGGGAAGCCGUGGGCCCAACCCGAACUGACUAGGACAUCAGCAAGAUGGGCAAUAUUUUUUUCGAUGAUAAUAUCUUCGAUAAAUAGUGAAGAUUUAUGUUUCGGGCUGCAGGGCAGCGCCCAUCCGCCGAGCGCGGGGGGGGGCGUGGAUCCCUGGACCCCUCUUGGAGGCGUCUGCCGGGGGUGGAAUGCUUCGAAAGGGGUCCAAAGACCCUCCUCUGCUCCCCUCUGGCUGCCUGCAUGUACCCUACGGACUUCCUUUGUGCUUGCCCCUUGCCGCAGCAGCAGGGCGCCGGGCGUGGAAGGGCUCCGAAAGCGGCAAAAGGCGCAAGGCUGGACCCCUUGAGCCGUGUUGCUUGUACCCUCCGGGCCCUUGGUCAUCGGGCUGCUGGAUCUUGGCGCGCAUUUGAUGAGGACAACCCAGCAAAAGGGGCCAGGCCGCGAGACCGUGGCCGCCUUCGGCGGUCUUCUUCCCCGGAGCCCUCCGGCCUGCGAGGGUCGGCAGAGGCCAGGGCGCCUUUUGGGAACAUGCCGCUCCGAGCCUUGACGCCUUGCUUUCACCCCGAGAACCCGCGAAACAGAGCGCGGAAACAAAAGAGCGCGCAAGCGCCACCACAGAGCCAACCACAGGGGGGGGGGCGUGUGUCCCUGUAACGUAUAUUAGAAUGAUUUAUAGGACGGAUCUCGGAUGGACUUGGAUGGAUCGGGUGGACCCCCCUAAGUCUUCCGAUUCUCUUUGAAAUGGUGGGAAGUCCAUCCGAUCCUUCCGAUCCACCCCAUCCCGGAUCUGGCACCCUUAUAAAAUACUCUAGUAUAUUAUAGUUUGCUGAAAUUUAACCAGUGGAAGUACCCGCGCAACAAGAUGAUACUUCUGGAGUUCUUGUUCACAACUUCUAGAAAUUAUAUUGUUCUUACGACUACAUCAACAAGAACCAUUCCUCCUCCGCAAAAUCUUCGAAAUUCAACUUCUAUAUUUACCCCUCAUCAUCGUCGCUCCCUCAUCGUAUAAUAAUACCAUCAUCGUACUAUAUCAUCAUCAUAUUCAUCUCCUCCUCUUGAAAAUUUCAAUAAAUCGUCACACUCUCGAGGUAAGUAAAUACUGGCUGCAAGAUACCAAGCUAACGUCGGAGCAGAUAGGAGCCAUUAAGCCUGCGUCGAAGGAGCUCGCAAAGAGUUGCUGCAAAGAGAGAGAGGGUUAUUAAGAUGAACAUCAUUGUUGUCGCUGUCGUGGGAGUACUAGAGUUAAGUAGAUUCUGGUAGGCUCCAGCACCACAAAAGCUAUGGAGGUGCUGGUUGGAAAAAUGCUAAUUAUGAUUUCUUUCUAAAAGAUGAAUUUGAAUUUGUAAAUUGAUGUCUCCUAAAAGAAUUAAAUUGAGACCUCCUUCCUAAAAGUUCCAGCACUUCUAAAAUGCUUCUAAUUUGAAGACGCCAUUGAUUUGCCUUGUCGUCAAUCAUCGUGUGGGGUAGAUGAAGUAGUGUAGUUUUGCUGUAGUAGGUCCUCAGAGUAGUGCACGAGUAUUUUUUUUUCUAGAACAUCUUUCAUAGAAGUGCAAUCUCAAUGUCAAUCAAGAACUAUUCGAUUCUCCCCCAUCAUCCCAAAGAUUGAGCAAUUUUUUCCCGAGCAUCUAAUAUUUGGUGAAGUCAGGGAAGAGCAGAGGAGGCACAAGUUUCCACGUCAGGAGAGGAGGGACAGCACAAGAGGAGGGACAGCACAAGACGAACCGCACGCGAAGGGCAGUUUGCUUUGAAAAUAAUUGUAGGAAAUCAGACUUCAGUUCUACACAUCAACUCUUCUGGAGAUUAUUAUAAGGAGAUGAUGACCAACUACUACGAAGUCGAAGCAUGAAAACCAUGAAACAUAGCUAGGUUACGACAACUCUGAUUAUGUAGAUGAUUUAUGUUCUCAAAAGGUAAUGCUCAUGUGGCAACUCUUACUCAGUAACGAAGAUCUUUGGCAAUAUUUUGAUUGCUGUUGCUCACUCGGCCGUACACUUGGCCAAAGGAGUGCCAGCGGCCAUCGACGCGGCCAGCUUCGCCCCCGCGCCUUUCUCUCCAAUGCAAUGGCAUCGAGCUCUGCCUCUUCGCGCCAAUACACAGGCGCGCGCAAUGUGAUCAGCCUGGCAGUAGCUCAGCCCAGGCCAAGAGCGCGCCUGAGGUGAGGCCAAUACAGCGCGGACGGCCGCGGGCAGCUCCCUGCGCCGAUAGAUUGGCGCGCGAAUUCUCGGUGGAGCGCGUCCGCGCAUGCCGCGUGCCCGCGCAGUGCCACGCGCCUCCCUGUGCAACCCCAUGCGCCUGCGCAACACCACGGACGCGCCGGCGCAGUCUCAUGCUCUCGCGCAAACCACGCGCCGGCGCAAUGAAUCCCACGCGCCCACGCAGUAUGACGCGCUUGCGCAGUUGAAUCCUAUGCGCCCGCGCAAUACAACGCGCCUGCGCAAGCCACGCGCUUGCGCAAUCCCGCGCGGUACCACCCACGCGCCUGCGCAGUGUCACGCGCCCGUGCAGUAGGUACCACGCGCCCGCGCAGUGCCACGCACCUGCGCAACCCCGCGCACCUGUGUGGUGCCACGCCUCUCCUGCAUCUAGGACCAAAAAAUUUAAUGUGUCGGACUACCAGGCACUGCUUCUGCUACGCUCAUGUAAAUAUGAUUGAUAGGACUUACAGGGACGCACGGCCCCCUCCUUGUGGGUGGCCCCGUGGUGGCGCUUGCGCGCUCUUUUCCGCGCUCUUUUCUGCGGAUUCUCGGGGUGGACGGCGGCAAAACUUGGAGCGGGCGGCCCCUUGCGCCUCUCUGCAGAUCCCUGACAGACGUCCUGGCCCCUGCCGACCCUCGCAGGCUGGAGGCCUUCGGGGUAGGACGAUGGCGGCCACGGUCUCGAGGCCUGGCUCCUUUUGCUGGGUUGCCCUCAUCAAACGCGCGGCAAGAACCGGCAGGCCGAUCGCCAAGGGCCCGGAGGAUACAGGCCACACGGCUCAGGGGGUCCAGCCUUGUGCCUUUUGCGGCCUUCGGGGGCCUUCCACGCCCGGCAAACUGCUGCGGGGGCGAGGGGCCAGCACACAGGGAGCCUGUAGGGCUAUGGUACACGCAGGCAGCUGGAAGGGAGCGGAGGAGGCUCCUACUUGGACCCCUUUGGAAGCUUGCCACCCCCGGCAGACGCCUCCAAAAGGGGCCCGGAGAUCCACGCGCCCCCCCCCUUACGCUAGGGGGGGCCGCUGCCUUGCACCCUGGAGCAUAUUUAUAAUAUGUAUUUGUCUCUUACUUUGCUUGCGUUUUUUGCUAGUUGGUACUAGAGCUCCAUUUAUUACAAUCUAAUAUUCGACCUAUUAAAAAUCCGAUUCCUAUGUUGAAGUGUCGAUUAAUCUAAGACUAAAUUAGUCUUCUAUCUAGCGCGUGGACUUAAGUAUUCAAAAGCUAUAGCAGCUUUUAGUUGUCCUGGUAUUCCUUGUCACUUCAUCACGAGUCAUCCCAUCUUCACGAAAUUAACUUGAUUGUACAGCAAGCGACUAAAAUGAAAUUUGUGCAGUAAGUAGCUUGAUCAUAGAAGAUUGUAACAAGCAUAGCGCUACUCCUAAGCUGUCACAAAAGUGAACACUCGUCUGUCUUAGAAAUAUAAUUAUCGGCGAUCUUCAUCAACACCUAUCUGCACCGGAUAAGGAUCUGAUCUGGAGUAAUAUGAUGUAGGCGAUCUGAAAAUAUACUUGUUAGGGAAUGCUAGAGUACUACGUUUGAACACAAAAAAGGAGGAAGAGACUUCUCAGUAUCAUUCUCGCAGCAUGCAGCUCUUCACAGCACCUUCAACUUCUUAAACAAUUUCGGUUUCCUCUGAUCAAUCAGUAGUUGUAUGCAAAUAAAAUCUCCGAAUAAUUCAUCAAGAACUCGAGAACUAUGAUGUAUGAAAAAAAUAGAUGGAAAGAAGAGGUUCUUGUAUCAGUUUUAUAUGUAGGUUCUCGUACUACUUCAUCAUAUAUUAGAUAAUGUCGUGCUGGUUCUACUAAAUGUAAAUAUUGUUCUGGACCACAGCACUAUGAUCAGGGACGUACACAUGACAUCUAAAUUACAAAAGGUGAGAGCUGUUUAGGAUUAGGCUCUUGUUCCAUCGUAUAGCACUAGGCUGGACCAAUUAUGAUGAGAUGUAAUACGAAAACUCUCGUCCUCUGUCGCUUUCACGUUUCGAUUGCAGCAUAAGAAGGAGCCGUUAAAUUAGUCAGUGUAGCUGUUUAGUAGUGUGAAGGAAAAUGCAGUGUGAAUGGACUGAAAACAAGAGUGGAAAAUAAAGAGAAGUAUUUUUGACGUUCAUGUCCAUCCGUUAUAACACUGAGUAUGAUAUUGCUUUUGUCGUGGGCAGAGAGGUUGUGGGUCGGUCAUCCUCUUGAUUGUGCUCCUCUCCCAAAAAAGGCAUGAUUGAAACUACACGAGAGAGAAAGUCUAAGUUGCCAAGCGGAUCGUGUGGAGUUAGCCGGAGAGGAGACCAAGAACAGCCUACAUUCAAUAGUCGCACGAAGAGCAGUUGUCACGAUAUUAAAACUUUGUGUGUACAAGUCCCACAUGGUGGAGUCAAUUUCCUAACUCAAGAAAAAAAAAGUCAACGCAGAAUUUUUGCGAGUGAUGAAUGAAAGGCAAAGGAGUGCAUGAAUUAUGAGAAGGCGGCUAUUCGCGUAUGCCUAAGGAUUCAUCAUGUCAGUCACGACGCGACGUCCUCGGUGAUCGUGUCGGUCAAAUAGAAAUCUUGUCGGAGAGUAGCAGAGACACAUCAUACUUAAGUAUGUCGGUUCGCAAGCCUUACAUUACGAGAGCC
Molecule: messenger RNA, 8695 nt
Organism: Amoebophrya sp. A25
Lineage: Eukaryota; Dinophyceae; Syndiniales; Amoebophryaceae
Source: the annotation of a GenBank genome assembly